Phialemonium atrogriseum is the source of this 975-nucleotide messenger RNA. RefSeq lists its product as uncharacterized. The transcript has a single exon. NCBI's taxonomy places the organism in Eukaryota, Fungi, Ascomycota, Sordariomycetes, Cephalothecales, Cephalothecaceae. The coding region runs from base 1 to 975 and encodes 324 amino acids. The record is from RefSeq and is a predicted model, not a curated record.
AUGAAGAACCUCGGAGCCAUCCUCGUGCUGCUGGCAGUCUCAGCCUCCCACGUCGCUGCCCUUCCUCACGCGGUCGGCGGCCUGGCCCCUGUCCAGCCUCGGGCCGGCUUCCGAUUCGCCACCCGCGGACGCAAGGACGGGAACACGGGUAACGCCGGUGCCGGAAACUCUACAGCCGUCGCUGGUAACGCGACCGCCGCUGAUAACGCAGCCGCCGCUGCUACUGCCGCCGCCACCGAUACUGCCGCCGCCGCCAGCUCGGCAGCUGUCAAUAAUGCGUGCGCUGCAGCUGGCGCUGCAAAUAACGCUGGUGUCGUGAACGGGACUGCCGCCGCUGCAGGCAACGCCAAUGCCGCUGCAGGCAACACCAACGCCGCUGGAGGCAACGCGAACCAAGGCAACGCGAAGGGCAACGCCAACGCGGGCAACGCCAACGCGGGCAACGGGAAGGGCAACGCAAAUGCCAACGCCAACAACGCCAACCAGGGCAACGGGAAGGCCAACGCCAACGCAAAUGCCACCGCCAACCAGGGAAAUGCGAACGGCAACGGGAAAGGCAAGGCCAACAAUAACGCCAAUGCCGGAGACGCAGCCACAGCCGCAGCCGCAGCCGACGCGGCUGCUCAGACUGAAGCCGCCAAUGGACAGGCAGCGGGUGCCGGAGCCGCCAAAGGACAGGCAGCGGGUGCCGGAGCCGCCAAAGGAAAGGCUGCGGAUGCCGGAGCCGCCAACGCACAGGCCACGGAUGCCGGAAUCGCUAACGGACAGGCAGCAGGUGGUGGAGGCCUCGAUUCCAUCAUCUCCACACUCGAGAACAACCUUGGCAUCGACCUCAGCGGUCUCGGCGGUGCCGGUGGAGCCGCUGCUACCGGCGGUGCAGGUGGUGCCGGCGGUGCAGGCGGUGCUGGCGGAGGUGCUCUCGAUAGUCUCCUGAAUCUUCUGAAUGGCAGGGAUGACGCUGCGGUAGCUGCUUAG